AUGGCCGGGCGGUUGGGUCGGAAGUUCUUGGCCGCUCUGGUUCUGGGCCUCGGACUGCGAGGUUUGGCAUACUCGACUCUGGCGGGAACGGUUUCACGCCACGAGUUGGGCCUGGAGCGUGGUGCAAGAGCUACUGCAUUUGCAGGGCCCAGCAUGGACUCCAGGGAGGGGCAGGCGAUCCUCAUCCUUGGAGGAGGAGUUAUUGGGGUGUCCAUCUCCUAUCACUUAGCUUUGCGGGGCAUCAAGACUGUUGUGGUUGAUCGAGCUGGAAUUGCCUCGUGUGCCAGCGGCAAAGCUGGCGGAUUCCUUGCGCGAAGCUGGAAUUCCGGGACGCCGACCGAUGCACUCUCGCAGAAAAGCUUUGAUAUGCACGAGGAGGUAGCCAAGCGAUUGUCUUUGAGUUCAUACCGCCGUCUGAAAUGCCAGAGUGUUGCCGUGGAUGGUACAGGCUCAAAGCCGGCCGGUGCGAAGCUCAAGAACCUUGAGUGGACGGACCUUGGCGUUCGCGGCUCCCGGCUGAUGGGCGAUGAGAGCACUAUUGCACAGGUACAUCCCAAAGAGUUGUGCGAUGCCAUGUGGAGCUAUAGUGAGCAGCAGGGAUCAAAGCUCGUGAAGGGUGUGGUAGAGAAGCUGUGCUAUGCAGAUAGAGAGGGUGAGCGAACAAUCAGCGGAGUCAUUGUGGACGGAGAGCUUCUGUCUGCGGAUGCUGUGGUGUUGUGCAUGGGACCCUGGAGCGACGUGCUCCAGCAAGCCGUGCCAGCCUGUGGCAUGCUGGGUGUGAAGUAUCACAGCGUCUUGAUGCGAACAGGGAGAGUUCUGAAUGAGGCGGUGUUCUUUGCUGGCCUGGGAGAUCCAGAAGUUUACCCAAGGAACAACGGCGAUCACUACGUCACAGGCUUUCCGGACCCGCCCCAGGUGGUGGCAGAGCUGCCUGGCAACGUGGAGGUGAGACAAGAGGUGUGCUCGCGGCUGGUCAAGACUAUGCAGCAGGUCAGCUCGGAGAUGGCCGACGCAGAGGUCACUACGCAGCAGUCGUGCUAUUUGCCCUUCACUCGCGAUAGCCAGCCAUGCAUGGGCAAGGCGCCGCAGCAUGAGAAUGUCUACGUUGCCACGGGCCGGGAUCCCAAGCGCGCAGGCGCAUUUCUCCGCAUCAAGUCUGGUACAGUGCCGGGCCGCUACAAGAAGCCUGUGAAAGCAAAGCGAACACAGGUGGUACGGUUCACCGUAGAGUCCAAACCAUUUGGCAUUGCGUUCGACACGGUCGAGCGCGAUGGGGACGUCUAUGUUGUGAAGGUUACCCCGGGCAGUCAAGCAGAAUGUGCUGGCAUUCGCGUCGGAGACAAACUGUGGAGUGCAGGAGGUCGCGUAAUCCGCGGAGCAGAUCAAGUGAUGUCUCUUGCGCAGCUGACACCGCCGUUUAAGCUGACAUUCCAAAGGGAUGUCUAA
Molecule: messenger RNA, 1446 nt
Organism: Effrenium voratum
Lineage: Eukaryota; Dinophyceae; Suessiales; Symbiodiniaceae
Source: the annotation of a GenBank genome assembly